GUCUCUGGACGCAGCGUGCACAUCAGUUGAACGACCCAGUGUGAGAUUUAAAUGCCAGACAUCCACUACAACAGUUUGACUCAAACAUCAAACAUUCGAUGAAACAGGUUAAACACCAAGGAUUAUAAAGGAAGUGAAUCUACAGCUUUAGCAUGCAGCCGAUGGCGGCAGAAAAAGAACACCCUCCCCAAAGCCAGCUGUUGGAUUCCCUGAGGGUGUAUCUAAACAACAAGAAAAGACUACAACCCAUUAUUGGUCUAAGCAGUAUCAUAGAAUGUGGGAAGGCAGGAACACUGAACAGAGAAGUGUUGUUCUUGUGUGAGGUGUGUAUGUGUCGCCUAAGCAAAGCUGACAUACGGAACCACAUAAUGGGAAGUCUCCAUAGAUACAACUACAUCAGAGUCCGGCGUCCAGAUCUGGCGUCUGAAUGGAAGGAAAACUUGGACCUGUCUAAGCUGGCGUGGACGCUGAUGGACAUCGCGAAGAUGCUGGAGGACAAAGAAGGACCUGGAGAUGUGCAGCUAUUAGAGAUUGAAGAUUGUGUUUACCAGACAUUGGCGUCCUUCAGCGAGAGUGAUGCCGUAGCUCUGAUUCAGAUCUUAAGAAAUGGCUCUGUACAGAAUGGACAUGAGAGCCUAUCAGGGGUGGAGAAGCAGGAGUCCAUCCAAUCACAAAGGACUGUACUGCUUUCUGAUAAGAGUCGAGCAAAUACAAACAAUCGUCCAUCUUUAAUGCAGUCAGCUCUUACGAAGUCAGAAAGCUGUUUCAACAACACUUCUUCAUCACGGAUGGACCACACUCAGACAACCUCUGACCCCUUUAUGCAGACCGAGAAUAGCAGCAGCUAUCUUGAUGGCUACGCUGGAACAGAGCCUCUGAUUGGUCUUUCCAGAGUGGUGGAGUGUAAAGGUGAAGAUGGCCAAACAUACUGUUUUUUAUGCCACUGCUGCCGCAUCAGAUCCAACAACCAGGACAUCAUUGAUCACCUCAGCAGCUCUUCCCAUCUCGUGAACUAUGUGACGGAAACUCGUCCUGAGCAGGCGGAAGUUAUGAUGGUAGAUGUUAACAGUGACUACCGGCUUCUCCAAUCCCUGGCCUGGACGGUGGAGCAGGAGGAGGGUGGAGGAGAACUGAGGGUGAUAAGAGCACCAGAAUCCCUCUGUGUCCAUCUGGCUGGCAAAAGUUACCACUGGUGUAUAAAGAUGCUUCGGGAUGGAUGGACACAAACUGACAUCCUAAAGAGAAAAAAAGCUGCCAAAGGACCCAAUGUGAACAUUGAGACUGAAGUGAGAGCUACCACAGUUCAAUCACAACACCAAAACAAAAGGAAGAGCACACAGAAGAUAAGGAAAAAGACAAACACUGUGUUUAAGGUAAGCCUGCCUCUCACUGAAGGACUGCUGCUGCUGGAGAGGACUUCCUUCAGCAUGGACACCAUCCCUGUGUCACCAUCCUACUCACCUCCAUCAGACUCAGAUCUCAACUCUUUACCUAAGUGCAAGUCGGAGGACUGUGAGCUGGACUGUGACGCCAAUUUGGAACCAGAGGGAAACAUCACCACGUGCCUUUAUCAGGAAGGAAAUACUAACCAGUGUGACUAUGAGGACUCUAACCAGUAUGAACACAUAAGUGGGAGAACAGAGCAACACUUCUAUGAAGACAGUGCUUACAACACUUUUGAAGAAGAAUCAGGAUAUAUGAUGAACAAAGAGCAGUCACCAGCACAGAGUGAAUGGUCACUGCCUCCAGGGUGCCAUGCUCAGGAGUGGGCGUCCUGUUACGCUUCCCAUGGAUGGGGGGACUGGUACCAGUCCUACUAUGCUUCCUAUGGAUGGGGGCAGUGGUACCAGUCAAACUCACAGAGUCAAGCUGAAGGAGUUGAAGUGCCGAGAGACAUUACACAAGGAGAGUGGAGUUCAUAUGCUCCCAGCUAUUCCUACAACUAUCCUACUGUCGGUACUGACAGGUGUUAAUGGUUUCAGAAUCCACCCUCAUUUAGGAGAUUCCCCAGCUCAUAAAGGCAGCAUUUCACCAGACUAGCACCAUGUAGCACCAGCUAGGCUUAAAUUUACAUUUGAACACAAGUUCUUACUCACAAUGAUGGUUACACAUUACUCAAUCUACCUAAGGGUGUUAAAUAAAGUUCCCUGACAUUACUACUGUCAUUUGAGGUGUUGAGAGUUGAACAAAGGCUAGAGUAAAUCCCAGUUCAGACGAGACAAGAUGAGUUGAACCUCUUGCAGCAGUCUGCUCUGCAAUGUUCUAAACACCUGAACGUUCAAACUACUGAGACUGAAAGAGGCAAUGCAUCAUUUACAUAGCAAGGACUCUCAGUCACUUAGUUUAAAGUGGUUUAUUUCUGAAGGUACUGCACAGUUAAAUCUGUCUCUACAACAGAGACAGUUCUGCACUUUCACUGUUUUUCCUGCAUCUUUAUCAUCAUGAUGAUACCUAACAUCAGACUGUUUGAUUCCUGAUCAUCACUCAUUCAUUCUUCAUUACCAUCCUAGCAUGGCAGUGAAAUUUCACACCACAUUCAAACACAAAAAAAUGCUUUACUAGGUCAGUCUUGUUAAAAUAAAGAUAUCUGGCUUGAAUCAUUCAUUUUCCAUGGACUAAUUUAGCUCCUACAGCCUUGAAUUUCUCAUAGAUUAUCUUAUGUAGUGCCGUCCUGCUUUCAAGUGCAGCUGGAAAAACCAGAGCCUUUUCAAAACAAUAACUCAACUGGUAUAUACAUCUUAACUAUCACACCCUCCACCUAAAGGAUGUCAAAUCUGGCUGUCAUGGUGUACUGUUUGGAAAGGUGGGAUAAAUUGAAGGAUGGGUAGCAGAGGUUUUUACAGGCUCUUUGUUGUCAGCAGUGUGCUGUCCAUGAUAAAUAACAUCCUCUAAACACUUUAAUUGUCAAUGAGCAGAGAGACAUUUGGUCACAGUACUGUCUACUAUUGUUAUUUUACAUUAGCUGUAGGUAAAGGAUACAGGCUUUUGUUAUCUAAUCUAAUGUUUUAUAUUUUGCAUACACUCUCUAGCUGUUUGACACUUAAAGGAUGCCAUCAGCCUCUUCAGAUUAGAAAACAGAGGCAGCACUGUAACUAACACAGCAUUAGAAAAAAUGCCUCUCACUGAUUGGUCAGAAUAUUUCGAUUAGGUUGGAUGUUGUGGUCUACUAGAACCUUACACCUCUGUGGUACAACCAAACGCUGACAGGUUAACAAACUAGACCAGAACUUUAUCUAGAACUUACCAUCGCUGGUGCAACAGGCUUCUGUUACUAUACCCUAUCAAGCCAAAUCAGGAGGCCACUAAUCAAACUAAUCAAACCAGCAGCUGACUCCUGUCCCAGUCCAGUCUGAGUCUAGUCUCACAGCUCCUGAUUAGUCUGGUCUGAGGUUUUACUUGAUCAAUGGGAAAAAUCUCAUUCAGUGCUUGCCCAGCCCACAUUUAAUCCUUCAUACUGCAGUCCUUAAUUGGAGAUUCUGGCAAAUUCCUCUGUACAUGGUCAAGAUUGGUUCAGAACCAUGUCUGGUUUCAGAGAAGCACCUGGCUUCUGUCUGCAGUGGGGCUCUCCUAAUGAAGGGAUGUUUGCUGACUCUGAUGAAACCUGUAACAGCUGAGGGCAUGCAUUCUUUGACUGUUCUAUCAUUGUAUUACUUUAUUAUUAUUUGCCUGAAACUGUUGGGGAUUAAGUUCAGACAAUCAAAUCUAUAAACCCAAAGAGACUUUGGUCAACUUGAUUGAGAUUUAUAACCUGUUACACUUUAGAUGAGUUCAUCUUUCUACAGUUGGCAAAGCUAAUACUGUGAGAUUUUUAUAACAAUGUUGUUUAAGACAUCACCCCUUGUUUUGUUUGUUGUCUUGGAUAAAUGAAUGUCACUAAAGCCAUACAAGCCAGUUUGGGGAUACUGAGAUAAUAAUAAGCAGGGAUGCACGAUGUUGGAUUGUUACCCACAUCCAAUGUGCUGAUAUUUAAAGAUCAAUUUUAGCCAAUACUAAUUAUCAAUACCUAUUAUUAUUUACAUGUAGUUCAGACCUAAAACUUCAGUCCAUAAAAUACACAGUUUUAGUUUUAAUAAAUGAAUAAGUGUCAGUCCUUCAAACAGACUUUAAAAUGUGAGGAAUGAUGAUGAUGAAUAAAAAGCUGAUGUAGGUCUGUUGCUCCAGACUAAAACUCCAAACUUAUUCAUAUGGCCGAUGUUUACAGCUGAUUUAGACAGAUUUUUAUAGCCAGAAUAUGGGUUGUAAAUAUCUGCAGAAAUUUUCAUUUUUGCUGAUACUGAUAUGCCAAUAAUAUUGUGCAUCCCUACUAAGUGAAACUACCUGAAAUUGUUUCUGUGUUUUACAUCAGUUCUUACCAAAUGAGGGAAAACACACACGGCAGUAAUUAUCAUCACAUUUACUAAAGAUGGUUACAGAUUUUUGUAUUUGGUUUUGAGCAUCAACUGGAAAAGUUUUAAGUUAUUAAAAGUUUUAAGUUAUUUAAAGUUAUUCUGAUAUUCUGGUUGAUAAUUUUCUCUUGAUAUGUUAAAAACACUGGCCAGAGUUUCUAUUUCUAUGGGCCCAUUAUACCCAAGUGACUUUAUUUAUUUUGAUCACUCUUUGAAAGAAAGAAAAACAUGUUUAAAUCACAUGGUCCAACUUUGGAAACUUUCCCCUAACAGUGCCAGUGUGGAGGAGGUCUAUUAUUUUAAGGUUUUUUUCUGAUUUUGUGCAGUAUGAAAUCAAAGAUGGUAUGGAUCAAAAGGGAAUGAUACACUUGUUUGCUGUAAAUAAAAUUUGGUUAAGUGACAGGUUUUAGCUUCAUGUUUUUUUCAAAGCUGGAAAGAGUACAAGACUGCUGUAAUCAAGUAAAAGUAGUUAACUUAAAGUACUAAGGAGUAUCUAUUAAGGAGUUGUACAGUAAAAUACGAUCUCUGCUUAUUUGCAAUCAUACAUGAGAACACUGAUCACUUUGUUCAGGUAAAGUCACACCUUUUAAAAGUGUAAUCUAGGGGUGGGAGAAAAAAUCAAUACAGCAUUGAAUCGCUAUAUUUUGUCUGGUGAUAUAUCGUACCGUCUCAUCCACCAAAUAUCAACAUUUUCAAAUAAUUGCUUAUAUGAACUGAAGACUAUGAUAAUGGAAAAAUAAAACCAAUUGCUUGCACAAAAUUGUUUGUCCGGUGAGGUCUGCAGAGGUGACAGUCAUAGGGCAGGAGAAAUGUAGUACAACGAACAUGGCAGCAUCAGGGGAAGGACAUUAAGACUGCAAGCAGGGCACAAAUGAGAUGGACAUGACACAUGAGGUUGCAAGAAGUGCAAAAUGAAAAUAAAAUACUGCGGAAAUACGACAAACAUGAGGGCAAGACGAAUGCUAAAACAGCUUAACAGUUUUAAGUUAACUACUUUUUUGGCUCUGCUCAAAAAAGUACAAGUGCACAAAAAAGUUGUUUUUGUUUGACCUACGAGUAAAUAUUGUGCUGUGGGAAGCUGCAUCAAGUGUCCAGGGAUAGAACAAACCAUAUGCCAUUUACUCAAUUUACUGUAAUUGAGUCAGGUGUCUCUGAUCUUCCUCUUGACAUGUCCCCAGAGUUUAUGUAGUUCAGGUCAGACCAGUUGGCUGGCCAAUCAAGCACAGUAAUAUUAUGGUCAGUAAACCGGUUUCUGGUAGUUUUGGCUCCCUUUGGGCAGAUGAAAAGGAAAUCAGUAUCUCCAUGAAUGGCUCUUAACAUUUCCUGGUAGACUGCUGACAGCCUUGAUUCUGGACUUGAUAAAGACCAGUGGACCAACAGCAGCAGAUGACAUGGCACCCCAAACAAUCACUUACUGUGAAGACUGAAAAAGCUGGACUUCAGGACCUGAAGGAUUCUGGGCCUCUCUGAUCUUCCUCCAGACUCUGAGACCUUGACUGACAAAUGAAAAUAGGACUUUGGGCCACUGAGACCACAACUGUCCAGUUCUUUUGCUCCUUUGCCCAGGUGAGACUGAUGAUGUUUGUGAUUCAGGAUUGGCUCCACUCUGAGAACACCACACUUGUAGUUCAUUUCCUGGACCCGUCUGUGUGAUAGCCCUUGAUCCACUGACUCCAGUCUCAGUCCGCUCCCUUUGAAGCUCCCCUAAGUUCUUGAAUCUGCUUUGUUUGACAAUCCUCUGGCCAAGCUCAUUCCUGUUGGUUGUGCUUCUUUUCUUACCACACUUUUCAUGAAUAUGCUUUGAUACAGCCUCUGGAACAACCUGCCCUUUCACCCGUGACCUUCUGUGGCUUAUCCUCCAUAUGGGAUGGCAAUGACUGGAUUGUGUG
Messenger RNA from Cheilinus undulatus (humphead wrasse), 6274 nucleotides. RefSeq lists its product as uncharacterized. Gene Ontology annotation, molecular function: double-stranded RNA binding; single-stranded RNA binding. The record is from RefSeq and is a predicted model, not a curated record. NCBI's taxonomy places the organism in Eukaryota, Metazoa, Chordata, Actinopteri, Labriformes, Labridae. The coding region runs from base 153 to 1973 and encodes 606 amino acids. The transcript is spliced from 12 exons. Gene Ontology annotation, cellular component: precatalytic spliceosome.